AUGUGUAUACUGUUCAUAUAUAUCGGUUCGAAUGAUGAAGGAGGAGAUUACAGCUUAAUAAUGGCUUCAAAUCGUGAUGAAUAUUAUGACAGACCAACCCAAAACAUGGUACAAUGGGCGGAAGAUCCACAUGUAAUCGGAGGUCGAGACCUGAAACCUGGGUCAGGUGGUGGCACAUGGUUAGCUAUAUCACCAACACAAAGAAAAAUUGGUGUAUUACUGAACUUGCCUGGAAACGAGAUAAAUAAUGCCCAAAGUAGGGGUAAAAUUGUAGCAGACUAUGUUAAAUGCGAAACACCAACACAAGAGUAUAUUCAGUCAAUGAAAAACUACAUUAAAGAAUGUAAUGGGUUUGUCUUGGUUACUGCAGAACUUUGCAAUUCAAAUUCAGACAAGCUAAAUCCUAAAGUUAGUACUUACAGUAACAUUACAGAUAAAUUAAUAGUUCAUAAAGAGAGUUAUUUAGGUUUUGGCAACUGUUUACCUGAAAAUCCUUUGAAAAAAGUUUCAUAUGGAAAAAACCAACUGGAAGAUAUAUGCAGCAGAUUGAAUAAAAUAGAUCAAAAGAAAGAACUUAUUGAUGAACUCUUGAUGCUUUUAAAAACAGGAGAUAGACAUCUACCAGAUUCUCAGUUGGAGGACAGAAGUCCCACGGGAUAUAAACAUUUAAGUUCUGUCUUUGUUUCUAUUGCAGAAAUUCGAUAUGGCACAAGGACACAUACAUUAGUACUUGUAACUAAAACUGGACAUGUGGAUAUCAUUGAAGUUACUUUAGAGAGUCCAGUAGAUACUGCCAAUCCUCAAUGGUUAACUACGGAACAUCAGUUUGAUUUGUUUUAA
This is a messenger RNA of Chilo suppressalis (striped riceborer), 840 nucleotides long. NCBI's taxonomy places the organism in Eukaryota, Metazoa, Arthropoda, Insecta, Lepidoptera, Crambidae. The record is from the annotation of a GenBank genome assembly.